UCUGCAUUCAUCCCAAGCGACUGCCUCCAACACGAGUCUCCUUCUCCAUUACAUUACAGAACGAUGAAAAUGCCGUUCUUAAUUACAGAUUCGUCCUCUGUUUUGUGUCAGUCGUAUAUCGACUCGAUCAUUAAUUAGAAAAAUGGACUUUGUAAUCUAAUGGAUGAAUAUACUCAUCCAUGCUCAAAAUACUGUCUACUUCUGUCACUGGGUGAUAUUUUACUGUCUAGGACCUAUGCAUGUUUGUUUGCUACUUACAUGGGGUUCACAUAAGAUCGUCGUUUGUUUACAUACUGCAUAUUCGUAAUGCAUUUUGGGAAGAGUAUGUCAACAAACAACUAUCCCAAUCCACUCAAGAACAAUUGCAUCCAUGCAUCAAAAACAUAGGAGUUCAUCUGAACUGCUAUCAAAUAGCCCUGUUCUAUCCAUGAAUUCAAUUGAGUCGCAUUCAAUUGCGAAGGCCAUGGAGUAUCCUGCGGCACAAGUGAAAACACAACCUUGUAGUUCGCCGAAAAGAGAUAGACAGCCAUUGGUGAAUGGCGACAAAGUCUCUGAGCAGUCUAUUAAAGUACAAGACAAGAAGAGUACACUCUCCUUCCCUUGUUCGUCUGUCUUAAAUCGUUUGCAAUUACCAACGUUACCACGCCGCGUGCCAUUCAUCAUCAAUGAUCCUCAGUUUCCGCAGAACUCAAUGGCAAGUCUGCAUACCAUUUCUGGCCUGUUUCAGUAUCGCAAGACAGUCAAUCCGGAUUCGGUAGCAUUUAUAACCCUUGAUAACAAAGGACGAGAAGUCGCUUGCUGCACAUGGUCAAGGCUGUAUGACAGAGCUGAGAAACUCGCAAUGUUCUUAUCGAAACAUGCUGGUAUAAAGAGUCAGGAAAUCGUAAUCCUCUACUACCGGCGUUCAGAGUUUGUGGAUUAUAUUUCCUGCUUUUUGGCAUGCAUGCUCGUAGGAAUUAUAGUGGUUCCGGUGAUGCCUUCACUAUCCUUUCAAGACUUUCUGUUUAUUCUCUCGGAAACGCAGUCCAAACAUGUUAUGCUCACUGAAUCGACAUUCAAGAUAUUCAUUCGUGAAACGUCUAUAGGGCAACGAAAGGAUAUCUCAUGGUGGAAAAUUAAUGAAGUUAGUAACUUUAAAGUUCCUCCGGGUGUGCUGUCUUUAAACUCUAAUGAGGAUGACAUCGCAUAUAUCGACUUUAUAAAGCCGACUGUAUCUUCAAAAAAGGCCAUUGUAUUUCGCAAUAAAACAAUUAUGAGCCAGGUGAAGGCACUUACAACGGCACUCAUUACUAAUCCACUUGAUCAUGGUAUAAAAAACUACAAAACGAAACGUGCAACACAGCUCAACGUUAGAGGAGAGGUGCUUCUCACAUAUCUUGAUCCACGCAGAUCUGUUGGAUUGACGUUCACAGUUUGGAAUGCUCUCUUUAGCGGUUACACUAGUGUUAUUUGUGAGCCAGAAGCCAUUUCGACUGCCGGCACAUUUGCUUUCGCCAUAUCAAAAUACCAGGCAACAAUGCUUCUUUGUGAUUAUAAUGGACUCAAAAACGUUGUUUUUAAUUACCAAGAAGAUCCCCGAUCUACUUUAUCAUAUCGUAAAAAGUUUGACGUUAACUUCUCUCUGCUUAAACUAUGUCUAAUUCAUUGCAACAUCGUGGAUCCAGAGUUCAACGCCUUACUGUCUGACAGAUGGCUUCGGCCAUUAGGAUGUUUAUAUUCGCGCGAUAUUGUUGCACCCCUCCUUACAUUAGAUGAAUACGGUGGGAUAUCCAUUUCGAUGAAAGACUGGCUAAUGGUAAAUGACACGUAUUUAACUAAUGGGCCGAUGCACGAGGAUUUCUAUCAAGAGCUCUUAGUCCUAAAACAACCCUUAUGGAAAAAUACGGUUCACACCAUAUCGUUUCUCGAAACUUGUAACUACAAUCCCGAAGAUAUUCUAUGUUUAUCACCAUUUUGGUUGCCUAUUAUCAACUCGUCGGUUGUUGUGGUCAAUCCAAACUCCCACUCGCUUUGCAAAAUAAAUGAAAUCGGUGAAUUAUGGGUUCAAUCCAAAUGCUUGCCCACAGAACUUUUCUUCGAUAACAAGUUUCACAACUGUCUUCCUGAACAUCCAAUCAUCGCAAGUGAUAACGAGUCAGAAUCCUUUAUUUGCGAAUCUUCUUUCUUUCGCACAAACAUUUAUGGUUUCCUCCGUGAAGGCCAUAUCAUAGUUGUGGGUAGGAAAGAAGAUCAGAUUCGACAAAAUAAGCACGAAAUUGAGAACGGGAAGUUAGUGAAGAAACUUCAACUCUUUUACAGUCAGUUCUUAAUCAGAGAUUUGAUGAAACGAAUACCUAACAUCCAUGAAGCAGUCUUGUUCGACAUUAAAAUUGAGGAUGACUACUACCCAGUUUUAAUAAUUGAGACGACUUUAGCAGAGCCUGCGCAGCAUUGUGCCUUGCGAUUUCUCGAAAAAGAUUUCUUACCUAUAUUUGAAGAAUUGGCCCAGAAUUGCUGUGAGUACCUCAACUUUUCCUAUAAACUCUCUCUUUAUGCUGUAUUUAUUUCAAGGACAAAUAAGCUACCUCGGAAUAUGGAAACCGCUGGCAGUCUAAUUAAUCCACAUGAAUGCAGACAUGAGUUUUUGUUAGGAACUUUACCGACAAAGUAUGUCAAGUUCUUCGUUGAUCGUGCUAUCUCAUGUUUGCCCGUUGGAAAAGAUAUUGUCCAUGGAAUUUGGUCAUCCGAAAUGUUUGAUUACUAUAAUCAACAGCAGGAAUCAAAGAUUCUUCAAAAGAAUAUGUUUACGACUAAGGACAUCGAAGCCUCUAAUCAAAUUUCAGAUAGGCUUCUUCUCUAUAACACAAUUUUGGAUCUUUUUCUUCUUCGUGUUUCAAAGACGCCUUUACAAACAAGUUUUGUUAACCUUAGUUCAAAGCUUACUGAGUGUUCAGAGAUUUCAUGGAGAAAAGUCGAUUACAGAAUUGCUUCUAUAAUGGAGUAUAUACAAUUGGUUCUUAAGCCGAAGCCAUCUCAAAUAAUGUUGUUGAUAUAUGAAGAUCCUAUGGAAUUUGUGUUCGCACUUUACAGUUGUUUUUUCCUUGGAAUCACUGUCAUACCUUUUCAAAAGAUUGGAAACUUACAGUUGCAAAAGGAAAUUGGCCUGAUUAUUCGACUCAUUGAUGAAUUCAAAGUGACUGCAAUUUUAAUAGAUGAGAGUGGCUUUUUAGCUUGGAAAUCAAAACCUAUUAUUCAGGCUAUAAAGCAACGCUCUUCUCUUUUUAGAACAAAAAUGCCAAAGACUCUCUGUACAACGGGAAUUCCCCUUUCCAAAAAAUCAACAAAGCAUUUGCGCUUUCGCGGUAUUAGAGAGUUAAUAAAGGAUCGAGCACCUGCCGUUAUAUGGAUUAACAGGGCCAUAGACGGAAUCGUCUCCACGUCCUCUUUCUGCCAUUUUGACUUGAUCCAAUUCUGCAAGGAAUUAAAGGAAGCAUUUCACAUUUCUUCAACUGACAGUCUAAUGGCUGGAUUUGACUUUUCACAUGGCUUGGGAUUAGUUUUAAGUUCUUUAAUGGGCAUUUACUGUGGCUUUACUACUUUUCUUCUAACCGAAGAUGAUUUGUCAACCAGAUUUGGGAUGAUAUCAGAUUCCUUACUGAAGCAUAAAAUCUCGCAUAUGUUUCUCCCAAAGUAUCUCCUUUAUCAGUUUAUUAAAAACAUACCCGAUGAAGACUUCACCUUUAUACACGCACUGAUUGUGCCCUUCUCUGAGAGACUUUAUUCUCAAAGGCUGCUAAAGAUAAAAACUUAUUUGAAUGAUAAAAAGUUGGCGAUAGAUGCAAUUUAUUUCGUCCUUUCGCAUGCACAACAGCCUAUUUUAUCAUACAUAAACCUUGCCCUAUCUAAAAAUGAUGACAUUGUACUUUCACUUGAAGCGCUUAGAGAAGGUUUAGUUAAAGAACAAUCUUCUGACGUUGGCAACAAUUUACUGUUAACAAGUGCUGGUGAAGGAAUGCACUUUACUGACAUAUGUGUUGUACAUCCUGAAAAAAGGGUACUUUUGACUGAAAACAGAAUCGGUGAAAUCUGGUAUCAUGGCCCCCAUGGAGCAGCGUGUAACCUAGACCGCGAUGGCUUUGGUUUUCCUAUCGAAUCGGAAGGAUAUAUGGAAGAACCCGGAAUGUCUCAUAAGUGUUUCUUGCGCACUGGUUUACUGGGAUUUUUAAGUCGGCCACAUAAUCAAGGCUCUAAUAGCGAUUCCCCACUGAAGCUUUAUGUGUUAGGAAAUAUAUGGGAUACACUUGAGAUAAAUGGCCUUAACCAUUUUGUGAUCGAUAUUGAACAGAUGGUCGAAAGAUGUCACUCGAACAUUUCAAAAGAUGGGUGUGUGCUAUUUCAAGCUGGCGAGAACAUAUGUUUGCUCGUUGAGGUUAAACUGGAAAAUUGUCUAGCAACGCUGGCAGCCUUAAUUGUUACAAAGGUACUUUCUGUUCACAAGUUCAUCCUAGACAACAUUGCUUUUGUACAUGAUGGUUCAUUUCCAAGAAAUUAUUUGGGCAUAAAAAAUCGUCAAAAGAUAAUUGAACUUUGGCUCAAAAGAAAAAUGAAACUAUAUUUUGAACUAGACACACAUUUUCAACAACCCUUUCUUAAUGAUUUAGAGGAAGAAGAGACAUAAAAUAAAAAUUUCUUAUUACGAUGCCAUAAUAUGUGGGUGAGCGUAAGAAACCAAGGGUUUAUGUGUUACAAAUUAUCUUCAAUCAUGAAAAUUUUAAUUAUUUGUCAGCUUGUGUUCGAGGCGAUGGAUCAAAUUUGGUCGAUCUCAAGUCUUCCAAUAGCCAAUUUAUUGCUUUCUCUACAUUUUUACCAGUUAAGGCAGACACUGGAAUGACCUUCCAAUGAUGUGAUUUAAUCUUCAUCGCCUUAACUUCCUAAGGGUUUUGUUAGAGCGAUGUAAACAUUAUCUUAAAUAAUAAAACUUACAUCUUCAACUUUUACCACGACCGAUGGUUCCAUGGCAUCCAUUUUGUUUAUUAUUAUAAGUAGAUUCGCACCGAGUAAUUUCUGUUCAACUCAUUAGUCUAAUGUUCACAUAAAAUAAACUCAAUAAAAAACACAACAUACUUCCUCUUCCAAUAGCUUCUGAAGCUCAUUUUUGCAAGUAUGUAAUCGAUCUUCAUCGAGUCCGUCAACGACCCAUAUUAUUGAAUCCGUUGCCUCAAAGUAAUUUCUCCAAAAAUUACGAAUGGUUUUCUGGCCUCCAAUGUCCCCUUACUGCGUUAGGAUCUUUUCUGAUGACAUUUUUUACUUACAAAUAUUGAGUUUAAAUCCAGAUAGCUCUAUUGUUUUAAUUUGAAAUCCAAAUUUGGCAAUAUUUCGUUCUUUACAUCUUCAUUAAGUAGACGUUUUAAAAAAGUUGUUUUUCCAGCAUUAUCAAGACCACUACGAGAAUUUAGUUAUAUCAUCUAGAAAAAUGUGCUUUCAAUGCUUACAGUAAAAGUACUCGUAUCUCUCGUUCUUUUAGCUUCUGUUUUCGUAUGAUUGUCAAUAAACCCAUUUGAGAAGUCUACCAAUCUAUACCGAGGUAGAAUAUGUUCAUGGCAGGAAAGAGUACAUAACUUUUCGUGCCUAUGCAUAUUUGCUUAACAGUCUCUUGACAUUCUUUCACACGAUUCUCUGCAUAUCUUCAUCGUCAUUAAUAUAAAAAAAGCAAGACUACACAUAAAAGAAAGGAAAAGUAAACUACACACUUAUAUGAUCGUAAAAGUCAUAACGCCGUUAAAUUAAACUUAAUUGGCUACUUUACAAAACUGGUUCGUUUGAGGAAUUAGUUCACAACUGCAGUAACACGAGAUGAUUUCUGAACCGUAUCUUCCUUCAGCAAUUCAGGCCAUAAUGAAUUGCAUUUCUCAUACGUCGCAGUUGGGAAAACAAUGUCAAACAUUUGUUCAUACCAUUCCACAGGAUAUCCCUCAAGACCUACCUUGACAUAAGGUGGUAAUUCUUCCCAAUCUGAAAGAUUAUCUUUUGGAAAUAUAAUCUUCUUGACAUUGGACAACUUAGCGGCUACGGCCUUUUCACGAAGUCCACCAAUCCGAAGAAUUCUACCGGUAAGUGUGAGCUCGCCUGUCAUGGCAAUAUCAGGAGCCACUGGCAUAUUAAGAGCUAACGACAAUAACGAUGUCGCCAUUGUGAUACCCGCAGAAGGUCCGUCCUUAGGUACCGCUCCUUCAGGACAAUGAAGAUGAAUUUGGGCUUUUUGGAAAAAUUGAUUGUCAGGGAACCGCUUUGCCACGAGACUUCGAACAUAAGAAUAAGCCAAAAGAGACGAUUCCUUCAUCACAUCUCCCAAUUGGCCCGUUCGUUCUAAUGACGGCUGUGAUGAAGAAGUAAGCUUGUUCUUCACGAUAGACUCCACAUACAGGGUAGCACCUCCCAAGCGUGUCCACGCAAGACCCAUAACAACUCCUGCGGGCGUUAUAUCGUAGAGUCUGUCAGACAAAAAGGUAGCAGGGCCCAAAUAGUCUUUCAAGUCAUUAUCCGUAAUUGUUAAAUUUAUUACCUCCGGAAUUUUGAUAGGCACACGAGGCUUAAAAGAAGUAGCAUGUUCAGAUACUUGCUCUGAUUGUGCUUCCAAGGCUUCACUUCCCUCUUUUGUUACGCCUGCUUCUUCAGGUAAUUUUUCUUCACCCAUCUUCUUCACGAUAUUAAAUGACAUUUUCCGAAAAAUCUUCUCGAUUUGUUUCUUCAAGUUACGAACACCACUUUCAUGACAAUAAUAACGAAUAAGUCCUUUGAUAGCGCCAUCGGUGAUGUUUAUGUUCGUGUCUUUCAGACCACAGGCCUCCUUAGCUUGAGGAAUUAAAUAGCCCUUUGCGAUAUUAAUCUUCUCAUCAAGAACAUAACCUGAAAGUUCGAUCACUUCCAUACGGUCCAACAAAGGAGCUGGGAUGGUGUCCAAGGUAUUUGCUGUACAGACGAAAAGUACAGAAGAUAAAUUAACCGGCACAUCCAUGUAGUGGUCAACGAAGGCAGAAUUCUGCUCGGGAUCUAGAAGUUCAAGAAGAGCACUUGCAGGGUCACCUUGGUGACUUUUACCCACCUUGUCAAUUUCAUCAAUAAGAAUUAGAGGGUUCUCAGUCUGCACCUUCUUCAAUGCCUGAAUAACUUUACCUGGCAUAGCACCGACAUAAGUUCUUCGGUGACCCUUGAUUUCGGCAACAUCCGUAAGACCUCCAACACUGAAACGGUAAAAUUCCCUGUUAAGUGAACGAGCAAUGGAACGACCAAUUGAUGUUUUGCCGACACCAGGGGGGCCUACAAGACAGAUAAUCUUGCCUUGCAUUGUGCCACGUAAUUUUCCGACCGCAACGAGUUCCAAAAUCCUGUCCUUCACAUCCUUCAGGCCAAAGUGGUCCUCAUCCAAUAUAGUGCGCGCCCUUUCCAAGUUGAAGUUUUCCGUAGUUUUUCGUCCCCAAGGAAGUUCAGUGAGCCAGUCCAAGUAGUUUCGUGUAACAUUGAACUCAGAGGCAACAGGCUCCAAAUGCUGGAACUUACUAAGCUCUUCAUUAAAAACCUUCUCUACUUCAGGGGGCAUUCGCAAAUCUUUUGUGCGUUCCCGAAACUUUGUAACCAGAGCCUCUUUUCCAUCAGUUUCCAAGCCGAGUUCCCGCUUGAUUCCCUUCAAUUGUUCCAUAAGAUAAAACUCCUUUUGUCGUUGAUUGAUUUUUUGGUCAACGUCUUUGCUAAUCUUACUCUGAAGCUGUGCGUUAAAGAGUUCUUUCUUUAACACAAAAAGAGCUUUUUGCAGGCGAUCAGCGACGUUACUAGCUUCCAAAACUUGCUGCAGCUCGUCAAGCUCACCGGAGGAUACAGCAGCGGCAAAGUCCGCAAGCUUUUCUGGCUCAUCAAAUACGUUACCAGUAGAUUGAGAUAUAGAGAAGUUGGCGAUUUGAUCACGGAAAAGUGGGUUCAAGUUCGCAAUGUCCUUAAACACAUUAACAAUUUCAGAAGUCACAGCCUUGAUAACAGGAUCUUGACGAUCGUAAGGUUCUUUUGGAAUAUUCUGAACCUUAACCAACGAGACAUUGAAAUUCUUUAGGAUUGCUGAAGCGUUCUGCAGCGGUAAAUAAUCGUUUUUUGGAACAGACGAAGACGUUGAAGGCGGAGUGCCACCCGGUGUGUUUUCAUCUGGCACAAGCAAUGACUGUUCAUCCUUAUUUGGAAGAAGUGCCGUCGAAUCUUCAGCAGAUUGAUGCGGCUGUUCGGGUUCCUCUUCCUCUUUCGUUUCUUCUUGCUGUUCGUUCUCUAUAUCUUUGACAUUAGCCUUUACGGCUUCCUGGGUUGACUUUGGCGGGAUAAGUUCAGUAAUUCGGAUGCGUCUAUGUGGAUACAAGACCGCAGUUAACGCAUUUUCACCGGCGUUUUUCGCUGGAAAGAUGCUAGUGAUUUGGGCGAAUACACCGACAGGAUAAACUUGUUUUAUGUCUGUAAUGACAUCGGUGUCUUUAUCUUCAUCUCGAAGCAAAAACGCACCGAUGUACGGUUGCCGCUUCUUGACAAGUUCUUUUAUAGCUGCUGAAACAACGGGAUUUUUGGUAACGACAGCUUUAUAGAAACCUGGAAACAAUGGUCUCCGCAUAAUUGGUAACACCAUCAAUUGAGGAUAGACUUCCGGAAUUGAGCCAGCAGAAGCUUCUCCAUCCUCCUCCCCAUCCUGUGGGGUCGUAUCGUUUUGAGACGAGGCUGUCUCUUCUGUUUUCCGAAUUGGUUGUUCGUUAGAUUUAUCAUUCUCUUCACUAUUUACGUGUUUCUCAUGAUCAUCUUUUUCGGGGAAGCCCUCUGGCUGCUUCUUGUCCCUUUCUCCUCUAAUUAAGCUUGCAGAAAAGGGUUUGCGGUAAUUAAGUCGCGAUGACUGACUUAGAAAACGACGGUUACAACUAGUAGUACUUCCUGUAUGAGUAGAUUUAGCAAAUAACAAAACUCUCCAUCCUGUAUUACAGAAACGAGAAAG
Molecule: messenger RNA, 8992 nt
Organism: Schizosaccharomyces japonicus yFS275
Lineage: Eukaryota; Fungi; Ascomycota; Schizosaccharomycetes; Schizosaccharomycetales; Schizosaccharomycetaceae
Product: AMP binding enzyme
Exons: 7
Coding region: 371-4657 (1428 amino acids)
Source: RefSeq, a predicted model, not a curated record